Molecule: messenger RNA, 1826 nt
Organism: Lactuca sativa (garden lettuce)
Lineage: Eukaryota; Viridiplantae; Streptophyta; Magnoliopsida; Asterales; Asteraceae
Product: protein decapping 5
Biological process (GO): cytoplasmic stress granule assembly; P-body assembly
Cellular component (GO): P-body
Molecular function (GO): mRNA binding
Source: RefSeq, a predicted model, not a curated record
GCAGGUAAGCGUGGAAGUCCGAAAAAAGAACCCUAAUCAUUUGUCUUUCACAAAAACACAAAUAAGUCAACAAAUUCCGGUCCCCGUCUUCUCCCUCAACUAAUCUACUUGCAGGUUUGCAGUAGCGGAGGAGUAUUGCCGGAUUAUGGCGGCCGAUAGUUCUAGAUCUUCAACAUCAUCGGCCGAUACGUACAUUGGAAGCUUGAUUAGUUUGACGUCCAAGAGCGAGAUCCGAUAUGAGGGAAUUUUAUACAACAUCAACACCGAAGAAUCCUCAAUCGGAUUGCGGAACGUAAGAUCAUUUGGAAGUGAAGGCCGAAAGAAAGAUGGACCACAAAUCAUGCCCAGUGAGAAAGUUUAUGAAUACAUCUUAUUUCGUGGAAGUGACAUCAAGGAUCUUCAGGUGAAAACAUCACCACCUGUUCAACAACCAACACAACCCAUAAACAGUGAUCCUGCCAUUAUACAAUCUCACUACCCUCGGCCAACUUUAACACCUUCAACCCUCCCCCCAACUGCUAACACCAACUCUUUUCUUGACCAAACUACCCCUAACCAACAACUAGGACACUCUGGCAUGCCAUUAUACCAACCAGAUGGAAAUAUGGCUUCGUGGGGCCCAUCGCCACCUCCUCCAAAUUCCAAUUCUCUUCAAAUGCCAAUGUAUUGGCCAGGAUUCUAUCCACAGUCAAUGUAUCGACCAAUGCAGUAUCCUAAUUUCAACUCUCCCUUGCCCGGUGGGCUGCCCAACCUGCCCGAAUAUUCAUCUUCAUUAUUACCAACAUCCGCCAGCUCAGCUUCUACUUUACUGGGGUCCACCUUGCCUUCCAGUCUUCCUCCUGUUCCACCUUUGGUAUUAACCACUGAACCCUUACCAAACUUUUUACAAACUAAUGUCCCCAACACUAACCCUGUGGUUUCUACUACUACUAUUACCAAUUCCAAUUCUACCCCUGAUGUAAAUGUCAGCAUAGCUCCAGUUUCUAACAACUCCAUUGAGUCACUGACACCAUCACUAGUGACACAUGGACAGUUGUUGCAGCCUGGGAAAGAUACGGGUGUUUCAUUUUCAUCAUCUCAGUCUUCUCAAGCUGUUAUUCAUAAGGAUGUGGACCCCACACCAUUGUCAGAAACACCUGUUGAAGCUCAGCCUCCAAUAUUGCCAUUACCAAAUCAACCACGUAAUGCUCCAAAGGCAAAUGGAGCUACUUACCAUAAUCACCAUAAUUACAGAGGGCGUGAAAGAGGCAGAGGAUCAGGGGUAAAUGGCUCAAGACCAGUGAUGAAAUUUACUGAAGAGUUUGACUUUACUGCAAUGAAUGAAAAGUUCAACAAGGAUGAAGUCUGGGGUACUUUGGGAAAAACCAGUUCAAAAGAUAGUGAUGAGGAUGAAUUACAAGAUGAAAAUUAUAAUGCUGCUCUACCAAAAUUGGACGUCAAGCCUGUUUAUAGUAAGGAUGAUUUUUUUGAUACAUUAUCGAGCAACUCCAGUGAUCAUCAAUUAAAUAAUGGAAGGACAAGAUUCUCUGAGCAGAUGAAACUAGAUACAGAGACGUUUGGAGAAUUCUCAAGAUACCGAGGGGGGAGGGGCGGCCGUGGGCCCUACCGUGGUGGUCGUUCACGAGGUGGUGGCGGCUAUUAUCAUGGAAGGGGAUACAAUUAUGUCAAUAGGGGUCGUGGUGGGAGAAUUCUUUCCCGUGAUUAUUAAAGUAUUUAUUGUGUUAAAAUGUUGCUUCAGUUUUUGGUUGUUUCUCAAUGAUAAAAAUUGUUGUCAUUUGUUAGAAUUAAAAGAAUGUUUGAAUGCAAAAAUAGUAAUGUACUUUUUA